CGACACGAAAUACGCGUGACAACGGGUGCCCUCUAUCGUGCACGAAACGUUCGUCCCUUUCACGAAACUCGUGUUCUUUCCUAGGGAGUCCGCCAUUGUUGGUGCACGUAUAUUUCUGACCAGGCCAACGGAAAUCGGACAACAUCCAAAAUGGUGAACUUCACAGUGGACGAGAUACGUACCAUGAUGGACAAAAAGAAAAACAUCAGAAAUAUGUCUGUCAUUGCACACGUCGAUCAUGGAAAGUCAACUUUGACAGACUCCCUUGUGUCCAAAGCCGGUAUUAUUGCCGGCGCCAAAGCUGGUGAAACCCGCUUCACAGAUACUCGAAAGGAUGAACAAGAACGUUGUAUUACAAUUAAAUCCACGGCCAUCUCUAUGUUCUUUGCCCUCGAUGAAAAAGAUUUAGUUUUUAUCACAAAUCCCGAUCAGCGCGACAAAGAUGAAAAGGGUUUCUUGAUCAAUCUCAUUGAUUCACCUGGUCACGUAGAUUUCUCUAGUGAAGUAACAGCUGCUCUCCGUGUAACUGAUGGAGCUCUUGUGGUCGUCGAUUGUGUAUCUGGUGUCUGCGUACAAACGGAAACUGUACUUCGUCAAGCUAUUGCCGAACGUAUCAAACCUGUGUUGUUCAUGAACAAAAUGGACAGAGCACUGUUAGAACUUCAACUUGCUAGCGAAGAUCUCUAUCAGACUUUUCAACGUAUCGUUGAAAACGUUAACGUUAUUAUUGCUACGUAUUCGGAUGACGAUGGCCCUAUGGGUGAAGUGAGAGUAGACCCUAGCAAAGGAUCCGUAGGUUUUGGUUCCGGUCUUCACGGUUGGGCGUUUACGUUAAAACAAUUUUCCGAAAUGUACGCCGAAAAAUUCAAAAUUGAUGUUGUGAAACUUAUGAACAGAUUAUGGGGAGAGUCGUUCUUCAACGCUAAAACCAAGAAAUGGAGCAAACAGAAGGAAACGGACAACAAACGAUCAUUUUGCAUGUAUGUUUUAGAUCCAAUUUACAAGGUAUUCGAUUGUAUUAUGAAUUACAAAAAAGACGAAGCGGAUAACUUGCUAAAAAAAUUAGGAAUUGUUUUGAAACCAGAAGACAAAGAUAAGGAUGGUAAAGCACUCCUUAAGGUUGUCAUGAGAACGUGGUUGCCUGCUGGUGAAGCUUUACUUCAGAUGAUUGCCAUCCAUUUGCCAUCUCCAGUCACUGCUCAAAAAUACCGUAUGGAAAUGUUAUAUGAAGGUCCACUCGACGAUGAAGCUGCCAUUGGUAUUAAGAACUGUGAUCCAAAUGGGCCACUUAUGAUGUACGUUUCGAAAAUGGUACCAACUUCCGAUAAAGGUCGUUUCUAUGCUUUCGGUCGUGUAUUCUCCGGAAAAGUAUGCACUGGCAUGAAAGCACGUAUCAUGGGCCCGAACUUCCAACCCGGCAAAAAGGAAGACCUUUAUGAAAAAGCUAUUCAGCGUACAAUUUUGAUGAUGGGUCGUUAUGUUGAGGCGAUUGAAGAUGUGCCUUCCGGUAAUAUUUGCGGACUUGUUGGUGUUGAUCAAUACUUAGUAAAAACUGGCACUAUUACCACGUUUAAGGAUGCGCACAACAUGAAAGUUAUGAAGUUCUCGGUCUCCCCUGUAGUGCGUGUCGCUGUUGAACCUAAAAAUCCAGCAGAUUUGCCCAAAUUGGUCGAAGGACUUAAACGUUUGGCUAAAUCUGAUCCUAUGGUACAAUGUAUCAUCGAAGAAUCUGGAGAGCACAUUAUUGCUGGCGCUGGUGAACUCCAUCUUGAAAUCUGUUUGAAAGAUUUGGAAGAAGAUCAUGCUUGUGUGCCCAUCAAGAAAUCUGAUCCCGUUGUUUCUUACAGAGAAACGAUUUCGGAACAAUCGAAUCAAAUGUGUCUUUCAAAAUCACCCAAUAAACACAAUCGUUUGUUCAUGAUGGCAUGCCCCAUGCCAGAUGGUCUUGCUGAAGAUAUCGACAAUGGUGACGUUAACCCAAGGGAUGAUUUCAAAGUGCGUGCUCGUUAUUUGAACGAAAAGUACGAUUACGAUGUAACUGAAGCUAGGAAGAUCUGGUGCUUCGGGCCCGAUGGAACUGGACCCAACAUUCUCGUAGAUUGUUCAAAAGGAGUACAAUAUCUUAAUGAAAUUAGAGAUUCUGUUAUAGCUGGAUUCCAAUGGGCCACGAAAGAGGGUGUACUUUCGGAAGAGAAUUUGAGAGGUGUACGUUUCAACAUCCACGACGUGACACUACAUGCUGAUGCUAUUCACAGAGGCGGUGGUCAAAUUAUUCCUACCACAAGACGUUGCCUUUACGCUUGUCUCCUCACUGCGUCUCCCCGAUUAAUGGAGCCAGUUUACUUAUGCGAAAUUCAGUGUCCAGAAAUAGCGGUUGGUGGUAUCUACGGAGUCCUUAACCGCAGAAGAGGUCAUGUAUUCGAAGAGCAGCAAGUUGCUGGUACACCCAUGUUCGUAGUUAAAGCAUACCUUCCAGUAAACGAGUCCUUUGGUUUUACCGCGGACUUGCGUUCCAAUACCGGAGGACAAGCUUUCCCACAGUGUGUAUUCGAUCAUUGGCAGAUAUUGCCGGGUGACCCAACGGAACCUACCUCCAGACCUUACGUAGUUGUGCAGGAAACGCGUAAGAGGAAGGGAUUGAAAGCAGGUCUCCCAGAUUUGAACGCAUACCUUGACAAAUUGUAACCAUAGAUUCGCGCGCACCAUAUUUAAAUAUCUAUUUAAAUAUUGUAAUUCAAUUAAUAUCGCUCGAGCCGUAUACAGCCACGUCGGUUUAUUAUGAACUUUGUUUUGCGCAAAGAACCGUGAGAAAUACACGAUUAUAAAUAUGGAAAAAGAUAAUAAAUUGUAAUUAUAACGGAAACUUUGUAUGCUAGCGCAGGGGAGGAAUAUUUUGUACAUUUAUUUAACUAAGUACGCCACGUUAUCGAGACCUAGUGGCUUUACGUUUUUAGCAUAUCAGAAUCAGAUAAAGACUCAAUUGUUUUUAUUGAGGCAACAUGUUUGCCCAUUUUCGUAUAUAUAAAAGGAAAAUAAGAAAAAUUGUGAUUUUUUACAUUGCUUUCUUACUACAAUUAGCCUGUUACUUUUUUUGUUAACGUUCUUAAAUGAUUGGACGAAUUCCGAAGUUACUAAUAAUAAAAAAAAAAAGGAUCACAGCAAUGUAUUCAUAUUGAAAGAAAAUACGUCAGAAAAUUAAAGGUGAAAUUAAGAAACA
Molecule: messenger RNA, 3217 nt
Organism: Colletes gigas
Lineage: Eukaryota; Metazoa; Arthropoda; Insecta; Hymenoptera; Colletidae
Gene: eEF2
Product: translation elongation factor 2
Exons: 14
Coding region: 151-2685 (844 amino acids)
Biological process (GO): translational elongation
Cellular component (GO): cytosol; ribonucleoprotein complex
Molecular function (GO): ribosome binding; GTP binding; translation elongation factor activity
Source: RefSeq, a predicted model, not a curated record